Labeo rohita (rohu) is the source of this 1024-nucleotide messenger RNA. RefSeq lists its product as uncharacterized. The transcript is spliced from 6 exons. Bases 88 to 897 code for a protein of 269 amino acids. The record is from RefSeq and is a predicted model, not a curated record. Lineage: Eukaryota; Metazoa; Chordata; Actinopteri; Cypriniformes; Cyprinidae.
CUUUUGGUUUCAUUUUUCAGAUCUCCGUAAACAUGUGGUUUACAAAGUGUUAAAGUAAGAACACAAGACUCACGCAGAACUUCCACCAUGUUAAGCUGGUUCUGGAAACUUUUGAUGCUGCCGCCGUUUUGCAACAUUAUUUAUAGCGAAACCACCUCUAUACAUGUACCAGCAAAAAAGGGAGGCAACGCCACCCUACUAUGUGGAUUUAAGAACAAAGACAUUUUUGAUGUUAUUUUAAAAAAAAUGUCAAAAGACAUUCCUGUUUGUAAGACUGAUAAAUGUGAGGGACGAAUAUUUAAAAAUGGAGUGUGUGACAUCAUCAUCAAGGAUCUGAGACUGAGUGACGCUGGGAAAUAUAUUCUAAGAGUCUAUUACCGCAAUGAUCAGGCAGAGCAGGAGCGACACACCUGGUACUCCCUGUACCAUCUUCAUAUUGAUGCUUCGAUUUCUGUGAAAAUGGGCGAGGAGCUGAAGUUGGAUGUUCUGUUGACCAAUGCUGAUAAAUUGGAGACAAACUCCAGUGGAGAGUGGAGGGAGGUGUGGAACAGAAGAGAUGGGGUCCUGGAUCGUCAUAUGACUGACACUGAUGGAAACCUGACCAUCAGUGUGUUUACAGCCAAUGACACUGGAACGUACAGAGUGUUGGACUCUGUUGGAGAAAUCUUGAUCACCGUGACUGUCACAGGAUAUAGUAUACAGUCAAAAGAAAAAUUGGAUGAUGAUGACAAUGAUGACAAAUCUAAUGGCUCAAAAUACACUGUAGUGAUUGUGCUGUCUGUGUGUGGGUUUCUGGUGCCUCUUUUUAUAUUUGCUGUCAUCAGGAUAUACCAGCGUCGGCACAGAAACCAAGAACAGGAGCCUCACCUACAGGUCCCAUUGCAAGAAAACAUCUAGCAACACUACUGGUUAUGUGUAGUUGUGCUUCAGAGCAAAAACAUCUUCAAAGGAUUCUGGAAGUCCAAAGUUGAGUCUGUGUUCACUGUACAAUUUACAGCUUAAAAAAAAAAAAAAAAACUUAAAU